Messenger RNA from Rhizoctonia solani, 6204 nucleotides. Its product is annotated as chromosome segregation protein sudA. NCBI's taxonomy places the organism in Eukaryota, Fungi, Basidiomycota, Agaricomycetes, Cantharellales, Ceratobasidiaceae. The coding region runs from base 1 to 6204 and encodes 2067 amino acids. Gene Ontology annotation, molecular function: protein kinase activity; ATP hydrolysis activity; protein binding. Gene Ontology annotation, biological process: chromosome organization; protein phosphorylation. Gene Ontology annotation, cellular component: chromosome. The record is from RefSeq and is a predicted model, not a curated record. The transcript has 29 exons.
AUGUUAUUCUGUUUUGAAAGAAACACCGCUCAUAUACGCAAACCAUGGAUAGGUUUCAAAUCCUAUCCGACACGUACCACUAUCCGAGGGUGGGAUCCUUCAUUCAACGCGAUUACUGGUCUGAAUGGAACGGGAAAAUCCAAUAUUCUAGACGCUAUCUCAUUUGUGUUGGGCCUCACUGACUAUAAAGAGUUGCGCGCGUCCAACUGGCAAGAGUUGAUCUACAAAAAAGGAGCCGCUGGAGUGACGAAAGCGAGUGUUACUAUUGUAUUUGACAAUUCAGACCCGGCGAGCAGCCCGCCUGGUAUGCAAGCAUUGAAGCAGAUUACCGUUACGAGACAGAUCUCGAUCCCAAACAAAUCCAAGUAUCUGGUGAACGGGCAUGUCUCACAGCAGCAGCAUGUUCAAACAUUAUUUCAGUCUGUACAGUUAAACAUCAACAAUCCAAACUUUGUUAUUCGGCAAGGAAAAAUUACCAAGGUACUGAACAUGGGCCCACGUGAAAUAUUGGGAUUGAUUGAAGAAGCAAGUGGUACGAGGAUGUACGAGGAGAAGAAAGAAAAGGCGCUGAGGACCAUAAGCAAAAAGGAGAAAAAAGUCGAGGACAUUGAAGCGCUUCUUGCGGAAGAAAUUAACCCUAAGCUCGUCCGCCUACGAAAAGAAAAAGAGUCUUACCUCGCGUACACAAAAGCCGUAUCUGAAUCGGAACGUCUGGGCCGUCUUGUUUCAGCAUUCCAAUACACCGACUAUCGCUCACGCCUGAAUCAACGCAAAUCUGACAUCUCCACUUUGAGUGACCACAAGUCUACCUUGGAGCGGUCCAGAAAAGAUAAGGGCAAAGAACAGGCAAAAAUGUCAGAGGAGGAGGCGGAGGUGACUAGGAGAAGAGACGAAGAGAUGCACAAAGAUGGAAAAAUGAGGGUGCUCGAGGAGGAGAUGGCCAAAUGCGAGAAGGACGUCGCCAAAGUGUUGGCCCAGGAGGAGAUUGUUCAAGGCGUAUAUCAAGAGAAUACGAAGAAGGUCGAGGAAGUCAAAGUUGCGCUUGCUAAAAUGAAUGACUCCUUGGAAGCUUCUCGUACGGCUCUUGCUACAAAAUCCGCUGCAUUCAACAGUGCAAAAGAGACACAAUCUGCAGCCCAGCAAUCUCUUACGACGGCGGAAGAACUUUCUCAAUCUCUUUCCUCUGGACUCUCGGGCAUGAGCACAUAUCAGUCCAGUAUCGCCGAAGCAAAGAACCGAGCCGCUGCAGCUGGGACCGAAGCAGACCAAUCCGCCAAGCAACUCCAACUUGCUCAGGCUGAAAUUCGGGACAAGGAGAAUAGGGUGAAAAAGAUUGAGACCGAAGGACGGGAAGGAAGAGAGGCUGUUGACAAGGAAAAGAAGGAAAUUGACCGGCUCAGGGGUCAACUGGAGAAGAUGGGCUGGACUAAAGAACUCGGAGAAAACGCUGAGCAGGAGGUUGAGAUGGCUAUAGAAGAAGCGAGGAAAGCGAGAGACGAGGCAGAUCGGUACCGGGCGUUACUAUCCCAACUCGACUUUGCAUACUCGGAUCCCACGCCCAAUUUCGACCGUUCAGCAGUAUUAGGACCCCUAGGGAACCUUAUUUCGCUCACGCCUGAGGUGGCAGACAAGUGGAGCACUGCCCUUGAAAUUUGCGCGGGAGCCAAAAUAUACAACGUUGUAGUACGGGACGAGCGUAUUGGUUCUCAACUCCUCAAACACGGGCAACUCCGCAAGCGCGUAACCCUGAUUCCACUUAACAAAAUUUCCCCGCCCCGCGUUACUCCCGUACAGAUCGCAGCCGCCAAAAAGAUUGCUCCCGGAAAGGUCUUCCUCGCACUUGAACUUAUUUCAUUCCCACCCGAAGCUCGGCCAGCAAUGGAGUUUGCGUUCGGAGAUACUCUGAUUUGUGCGGACGACGAAACGGCCAAGAAGGUCACUUAUGAUCCUAUCGUUCGAAUGCGAUCUGUUACCAUACAUGGGUCGCUGUACGAUCCGUCUGGAACAUUGAGCGGUGGUAGCGCACCUCAGGGAGCGGGCAUCUUGAAAAAGGUGCAGGAUGUGAUCCGGUGUGAGGCGCGGGUCAAAGAAUUUCGAGCUCGUGAGGUAGAGUUAAAGAAAAAAUUAGAAGAGUGGGGUAGAAUUGAGCGUGAGAUGGACGGACGAGAAGAUAGGGUCAUGAGGAUGGAGAAAGGAGUUGGCGGAGAUUCGUCCAAAUUGACUCGCGAAAUUGAAGAGCUUAAGCGCACGAUUAUGCAACUGGAGAGCACGAUUACCGGAGCGAAGGAGCGGAAACAGGAAGCCCAAGCCGAGGCCGCAAAACUCGAAAAAGACAUGAAGGAGUUUGGAGGCAACAAGGAGAGUAAACUGAAGGAACUCAAGGCGGAUAUAGUCAAGAAACGAUCCGACCUGGCGAAGAAGACGGCUCAUGUCAAAGACUUGCAGAAAGAAGUGCAGGUAGCUCAGCUGGAACUGGAGCAAAUGGAUGCGGACAUCGAAAAGGCGACUGAAGAAGUUGAGGCUGCCCAAACAGCUGUGAAAGAGAGUCAAGAGCAGAUUCGAGAGCUAAAGGGCAAGAGAGACAAAGUCGAAGCAACGCGAUCGGUUGUGGCUGCUAAACUCGAUAAAGAGAAAGCCGCCCUGAAAGCUUACCAAACUCAGCUUGACGCUCUGGCAACCCAGAUCGGUCGAAUCACUCAGCAGAUUUCAGACAUCGAGCUGGAAAUUAAGACUGCAGACCAUGACCUUGCGAAUGCUACCAAAGAGAAGUCUGCACUUGAGAGUCGAAUCACUGAGCUGGCAAAAUUAAACCCAUGGUUCGCAGAUGAAGAGCGGAACUUUGGCAAAAAAGGCGGGGAGUUUGAUUUCUCUGCUAUGGAUAUGCAAGCCACCAAGGAAGCUGCGAGGAGAGCAGAGGAACAGUCCAAGGGGAUGAAGAAAAAGGUCAAUUCCAAGGUUAUGCAUAUGAUCGAAGGUGUGGAGAAGAAAGAUAAAGAGCUUCAAGAGCGCAUCUCUAUGGUUCAAAAGGAUAAACUUAAAAUUGAGGCCACUAUCCAAGAGCUCGACAGAGAAAAAAUGGCAGCACUAGAGCAUACUUGGACCAAGGUCAAUGACCAGUUCGGCCAGAUUUUCGCAGAGUUGCUGCCCAGCAACUUUGCAAAACUGCAACCCCCUGAAGGGAAGGAAUUAACCGACGGAUUGGAAGUCAAAGUUCGCCUUGGGCAAGUCUGGAAGCAAAGUCUGACUGAACUAAGUGGUGGGCAACGAUCCCUUGUGGCACUGUCUCUUAUCAUGGCCCUCCUUCAAUUCAAACCAGCGCCCAUGUAUAUUUUGGAUGAGAUAGACGCGGCGCUUGACCUGUCACACACACAGCAUAUUGGCACUCUCUUCAGGAAUCGUUUCCGUGGAAGCCAAUUCGUAGUCGUCAGUUUGAAAGAAGGGCUAUUCACCAAUGCGAAUGUCUUGUUCAGGACACGCUUUAGGGAUAACACUAGUAUAGUCGAGCGAACCGCACAACGUUCCAACUCGGCAUUGUACGAGGCGAAUACCGCGGCAGUUCGCAGCACAGACACGCCGGGUAUCUAUUACUCCCGUAUCGAUUUGGUGCUCUUCUCAGAAUGGUUUUCCAAGCCUAGGGUCGGAAAUGAUGCAAGCGCGCUUGGGUUCCAGGCACCUUUGAUACCUGCGCUGAAUAAGAAUGUCUCGCAAGGAAACACGCUUUCUCUUGGGGUUUCGGCGACUAAGACAACCGAUCUGAGCACUAUAGAAGGAGAAGCCCCAAUCUACUCAAACCUGGCCACCAUGUUCUCCACUAGCGCUUCCGCCCUUCCAUCUUCAUGUCACGUCUGUCCUCUGCCAUGUAUCUACUUCACUGGUGGGAUCAAAACCAUGACACACAUUGAUGGGUGUCUUCUGGAUAGACGUCAUAUGCAGCAUAUUUACAUACUCAACGGAAGGAGUGGAUUCGGCAAGACGCAGAUCGCAUUGAAAUAUGCGCAGACCCGCGGGCGAUUCUUCUCAGACAUCUUGUUUGUCGAUGGAUCAUCUCAAGAUACUGUGAAACAGUCCUAUACCUCUUUUAUAGUCAACAAGGGCCGUGGCACGAGUAUGGAAGACUCACUGCGGUGGCUUUCUUCGAAUAAGACCAAUUGGUUGAUAAUCCUUGACGGGGCCGACGCCCCAGAUCUCGAGUUCAGGAGUUUACUCCCGUCUUGCAGCCACGGUAAUAUAAUUAUUACUACUCGGCGCACUACAUUCCCCUGUUCCUCCGAAUGGCCCCAUUCUCAAAGCCGUUUGACUCCGAUGAAUCAAGAAGAUUCUCUGGAUUUAUUGGCUAAAGUAGCAGGAAUAAGCCUUCCGCUGUCCUCUUCUCAUCAAGGAUUGCUAGAUUUAAUUGAGGAUGCUCAAUUCUUACCGAUUCCUCUUACGCUCUCGGGUGUGUUUUUGAAAAGAGCUUCUGGUGGCAAUAUCAAUGAAUCCUGUCAGUUGUAUCGUGAACAAUUUCUCGAGCGCUUACAAGAAGCGCACGCACGGUCCGGAGCUCGACGUAGUCCCUGCAAGAAUCUAGUGGAAGCAGCGUGUCUAAUCGCUUUCCCAAAUCUGGAUACCCAUAGUUUGAACUUUCUUCGGGUCCUAGCAUUUAUGCACCCAAGGGGAAUCUCGGAAGAAAUAUUUCGGCGCGCUGCCGAGGGGUUUUCUACUUACACCUCAAGCUUGCCUCCGACCGAGACUGAAGACCGUGUUACCUCAUUUUUAAAGAUACUGCUCGACCCAUUCCUGGAUGGCGACCCUAACUGGAACGGCAUGGCUUUUAUGCACUUGAUGGCUGAGAUGCUGGAUCGCUCCUUCCUGGAUUUUGUCCAGCCAGGUGCUUUGUAUUCCGUGCCUCCCUGUAUUCACGAUAUCGUUGCGCGAACACAGAUACCUGAUGCUCCUUUCUACUGUCGGAUAGCCACACACCUUCUUGCACUUGCUAUCGACCCUUCUCGGGAUGACAACGAGGAACUAAAGUUCCGCCAACUAAUAGCUUCUCACGUUAACUCGGUUCUCAUACAAGGAGAGAACGUUAGCUUGGACGAGGCUGCCCGGUUUGUUCUCGUGUACAUGACCAACGGUCAGCUAGAAGAAGCUGAAACUUUGCAGUUGGAGGUUCUCGAGUUCCGGCGGCGAAUGCUUGGCGAGGACCAUCACCUUACCUUAGAUAGCCAAGACCGACUAGACACUAUAUAUAGAAUGCGAGGCAAAGAGGCGCCUAAUGCUCGUUUUAUUGAUGAGGAUUACUUAGCAUCCCUCCCUCAUAGCCAGCUUUCCCGACGACCUCGGGUGGCUCAGAACCGAAUUUCUCCUCUAAAUGACAUCGUAAAACAUUUCACGCUGGUGUCGCGGCUACGGGACCUCACACACGAACUUGGGCCAUAUCCAAAUGCCCGUACAUCAUGGGGUGGAAUAGGGGACAUAUACCGAGGCGCAUUGCAUGAUGGCACCGAAGUUGCCAUCAAGACGCUGCGUCGUAGCCGGACCAAAUCCGAGAGUAAGAUUAUCAAGUAUACUGCCCGAGAAAUCGCUGCUUGGUCAAAACUUGAUCACCCGAAUAUACUCGAAUUUCUCGGACUUGCUGUAUUUCAAAAUCAGCUAGUAAUGGUGUCUCCUUGGAUGCAUUAUGGAGACGUUGUGGAGUUUGCCACCCAGCGAGGCGCCAACCGAUGUUCCUUGUGCCUCCAACUUAGUAGUGCAGUAGCAUACAUGCACAGCAUGCACACGGUUCAUGGCGAUAUUAAAGGAGCGAACGCACUGGUGUCCGAAGAUGGUAUUGUAAAACUGACCGAUUUCGGGCUUACAAUUCUUCAAGAGCCGGACGUUUACAUAUCGUUUACGGAAAAGGGCGGGGGGACCGAACGUUGGAUGGCACCUGAGCUUCUAUUAGAAGAGACCGCCGUCAGAUCCGAAAAGGCUGACGUAUAUGCGCUUGGGAUGACAUUUCUGGAAAUCUUCACGGGUCUUCCACCCUUCAGCAAUGUUAGGCGGAACGCUGCGGUAGUGGCCAUGAUAUCACGAGGCGAGGGACCUCGAUAUCCGAACGAAAUGGCGCUGUACACAAGACACAGCGAUCGCGUAUGGGAGAUGCUUCAGCAAUGUUGGAGGCAGAAUCCCGCUGAGCGCCCAACAGCAGAGCAAAUCAAGGCGGUUUUCUAUGAAAUUAUGUAA